Molecule: messenger RNA, 333 nt
Organism: Protopolystoma xenopodis
Lineage: Eukaryota; Metazoa; Platyhelminthes; Monogenea; Polystomatidea; Polystomatidae
Source: the annotation of a GenBank genome assembly
AUGGGAAACCGCCGAACAUGUGCCAAUCUUUUGUCUAAUCCCUGGGAAGGCGUUGAUCUCAAUCACGAGCAUCUUACGGAUGCUCUAGUCCGAAAAGCCAUCUCACACUUCCUUAGAAGUCAGAAGGCUUUCCGGUUCAACAACACUGCCGAAGAGUUGUACAUGCGCUACACAUGGUGGCCGAAUUUGACCAACGAAACGGCUCGACGUGAGCGCUUAAUUGCUGUGAGUGACAAACUUGAGCUCAUUAUUUUGGGCACUUACCGCUCCCUCAUACUCACCGGCUCGCAUGAAAGGGAAAUGGGAUUGCAAAAGCAGCACAGCAUAUUCUAG